CCAAGCUGCUAUUGAUUGACCUGAUUCAGGGCCCAGACUGAGGGUGCUGAGCAAACCACUCCUACGGUAUGUGACGAGAAUGUCACUGGCUGGCGGUGUUAGUAGUCAGAUGUAGAUGGUGGCUCACCCUGCACUGGAGCAGAAGUGUUGUGAGGAGAUGAAUCGAGGUUUGUGACUGGACAAUAACAUACUGAGGACAUACCACAUCUGUGUGCUUUGGGACUGAUAUUUUGCAUGGCCACAGCCUCUUGGUGGUUGACCAUUUGUUCCCGAGUCCAUUUGCGGUGACACAGUCAAGAAGCUUUUGAUUUGACACUUGGCGAGGCAUGAAAGUGAAAAAGACAACAGGCAGAAUAGGCUCCCAGAAGGUGGAUAACAUAACUUAGACAGCCAUCUGUACACUGAACAGUCAUAGGGGAAAUGGCCCUCAGUCAUCUAUAUCAUCACACAGCCAGUGCAGUAGCUAGCUAGGAGGGUGAAUCAAGCUUGGAAUUUUCAUUGCUCAGAGUUACAUCAGGAGAGUGUACUCGUGUCAGUGCACAGUUGGAAGGGAAGGGGGGAGCAUGGAGUGGUGGGAGAAACAGGCUCUGUUUGAGUCUUCUUCCUCUACCCUGACAUCCAACAAUCCUCUGGAUGCACCCAGCUCUGCUGAGGGAUCAAGUGCUUUCCAAUUUUACGAAGAGAAUCGAUUGCGCUACACAGAUGAAAGGGACGCUGUACAGAAGAAAACUUUCACUAAGUGGGUGAACAAGCAUCUUAAAAGGCACUGGCGAUUGUCAAAGUCUGUAAGGCAAGUGGGUGACCUAUUUGAAGACCUGAGGGAUGGCAACAAUUUAAUCACACUGCUUGAGGUUCUGUCACAAGAAACUUUACCCAGAGAAAGAGGAAGGCUGAAAUUCCACAAACUUAACAAUGUGCAGAUUGGGUUGGAUCUUCUCAAAAACAGAGGGAUUAAACUUGUCAAUAUCCGAGCGGAUGAAAUUGUUGAUGGCAACCCCAAACUGACUCUUGGAUUGAUAUGGACCAUAAUAUUGCAUUUUCAGAUAUCUGAUGUGAUAGUGCCUGGCCAAGCUCCAGAAUUGAAUGCUAAAGAUGCCCUCUUGUUGUGGAGCAGACGGACGUGUGAGGGAUACCCUGGAGUCAAUGUUCGAGACUUCUCUUCCAGUUGGCGAGAUGGAAAGGCUUUUCUUGCCGUGAUUCACAGAAACAGACCCGACCUAGUCAAUUAUAGAGCCAUACGUAACAAUACUCCUGAAAAGAAUUUGGAACUAGCAUUUAACAUUGCAGAAAAAGAACUAGGAGUCACUAGGCUGCUUGAUCCAGAAGACAUAGCUGUUCCCCAGCCAGAUGAGAAGUCUGUACUGACCUAUGUCUCCUCCUUGUACAAUGUCUUCCCAGAGGUCCCCAGCUUAGAACAGUCCCUGCAAGAUAAUGAACGCCAAAUCCGCUGGGAGGAGUACAGAGGUCUGGCAUCAGCGCUGGUAACGUGGCUGAAGGACAACACUUCCCUAAUGCUGGACAGGACCUUCCCCGUGACUGUAGUAGAAAUGAAGUCUAUGCUAUCAGAAUUCAACCGAUAUAGAAUUGAAGAUGUGCCACCCAGGCUGGCUGAGAAACAGAAAUUGGAACAAUUAUUUUAUGAAUUACAGAAUCUGUCAGUCGGCAGUAGUCAGUUUACCAUAGAUGAGGAGCUGCACAUUGAUAAUGUCAACAGACUUCUGGACAGAUUCACCAUUGCUCAACAAGAAAAAGACAUGGCCAUUCAAGCUGAAACUACUAGACUAGAGAGGCUUCAGCGUCUUGCAGAAAAAGUUCACAAAGAUUCAAAGAUCUGUGAUGAAAACUUGGAUGAUAUUGAAAGGAAAAUGAAUGAGGAACAGCACAGAGUAGAAGUUAUCCAUCCUCUGGAAGCUAAGAAAGGUUGUGAUGCCAUAGACCACGCCCUGAAGCUGACCGAAGGCAGCAUACAGACAUUGUUUGAAGAUGUACAAGCUUUAAAAGACGGGAGAUACCACCUGGCAGAACAGUUGUACAAAAGGAUUUACCAGGUGCAGGAGCGCUGGUUGGCUCUCCGUACUUGCCUGGAAGAGGAAAUCAUGAGCAAGCUGGCUUCCAGGUCGUUUGUGACUGAGGGGAUCAGUAUCCAGAAGAGGACAGAGGUCCAGUUGGAGUCCAGGCUGGUGGAGACCAAUGAAGCUUUCAAGAUGGUGCAGGACUGCCUGGAGUGGAUUGCUGAGCAGCAGAAAAUGUUAGAGGACCAGGAUUAUGGAGAGGACCUUCCCACUGUUCAAGCUUAUCUACAGAAACAUAGACAAGAUAGCCAGAAAAUAGAGGAGUUCAAACAGCACGUGGAAAAGUGUAUCACUGCCAAGUCCACACUGCCAGCUGAUGAACAAAAGCUAUAUUCUCAGUGGAUGUCCAAGGUGGAGGUGGCAUAUUCACUGCUACAUAAUACAUACACACGGAGAACCAAAGCACUGGAGUCACUGCUGGACUUUAUCCAAGCUGCCUCAGUGGAGCUAAAAUGGCUGAAUGAUAAAGAAGACACAGAGGUUGCCAGGGAUUGGAGUUCCCAGACUCUCCAGGCAGAGGAGAUUGAAAAGUACUACCAGAAAAUAUAUCCGGAAGCUAAGAGCCUGAUGACAGACCUAGAAAUUCGUGAGCUUCAAUUCAAUGCUGUACAGGAUAAGGGAGAAGCCCUGGUGAUGGAGAGACACCCUGCCUCCAAAACUAUUGAAGCCCACAUGAGUGCAAUGCAGACCCAGUGGUCCUGGUUGCUACAGCUGACCCUAUGUCUGGAGACCCAUCUCAAACAUGCCACUGCCUACUACCAGUUUUUCGAGGAUGCCCAGCACUGCGAAGAGUGGAUGAAUCGUCAGACCGACCUUCUCAACUCCCACUAUGACAGAGCAGAGGUCAGUGUGGAGGAUGGGGAGAAACUCAUCAGAGAAACAAAGGAUAUGAAGGAUCUGCUUGAUGAAUAUCAACAGAGAAUUGAGGCUCUUGUGGCCAGAAGCAGAGACAUUCUGCCCUUGAAAAUGAGGCGUGAGAGGCUCAUCUCACCCAUCCCUGUCAAGGCCAUUUGCACCUACAAGCAACUCAAUAUGAGUAUCUCUAAAGAUGAAGAAUGCAUGCUGUUUGAUAAUGGACAGAUAACCAAGUGGAGAGUUGCCAACUCCUAUGGCCGUGAAGGCAGUGUUCCUGCUGUGUGUUUUCUCAUACCACCACCUAAUAAAGAGGCCAUGGCAACUGCUGAGAGGCUGAGAAGCCAGUUUGAACAUCUACAAACCUUAUGGAAUGCCAAACAGAGGAAGCUGAGGAGGAAGAUGGUAUUUGCCACCAUUAGAGUAGUCAAGACUUGGGACCUAGAACAGUUCCAGAGACUUGGCCCAGCACAGAGAGAGACCAUCCUGAAAGCUCUCAAUGAUGAUGCAGAGAUGGUACUGUCAGACAGAGAUGGCACCCCAGAGCCUGAGCUGAGACAACUCAGAGAUGAGAUGAAACAAUGUAACCAGAUCUUUGUCCAGCUGACAAACCAGCUACAGCAAGAGGCUGCCAGUCUGAAGUCUCCCAGCAGGUCACUACUGGAGCAAGUUGACCAGCUUCACAGGGACUUGGACCACAAGGAACAGGUGCUCUCAGGGAGGCUCAAUGACACAAUACCCAGGGAGAGAGAAAAACUGGAGCAGACUGUGGUGGAGCACAAGGCCUUUGAGAAUGACCUCCAAGGUUAUGAAGACCAGGUGGAGAUGAUCCGUGGCUCUGUGCGCUCUCCUCAGGCUGCUAACCCACACAUCCAGACCACUAUUGGUGUAGUACUAGAGAAAUGGAGUAACCUGUGGUCCAUGGCACAUGUUUAUGUUGAAAGACUGAAAUGUGUGGAGCUGACUCUGUGUAGUAUGGAUGAAGUGACUGGUCUGCUGACUGGGUAUGAGACUCAUUUGGCUUCUCAGGACAGCAUGACAUCUGACGUAGGAAUACUGAGACACAACAAACAGGAUCUAAUGGACUUGAAGCAGGCAAUGGCCAGUAAGAACAUUCUUGUAAACCAGCUGGUGGAGAAUGCAGCUGCCACACGGCGUAUCACUGAGCGCAGCCGUCCUGGCAUGAUGCAGUACCCUGAUGUGGACAGGCUGGAGAAAGAUGUGGACAGACUGACCACCAGAUGGGAAAAUGUCUGCGACCAAGUAGCACAAAGAAUCCACAACACUGACACUGCCAUAGAAUUGUUGAGUAUGUUCCAAAAUGGCCUGAGUAAGGAGAAUGCCUGGUUAGACCAGCAGCAAGAGGGCCUCCAGGGCCAGCCUCCACUGACGGGAGAUGUGCAACAUGCUAGGGACAUGUUGGAUGCCACUGCUGUUCUGUACAAUGGUUUAAGUGAAAAAAGACCACAAGUAGAAGCUGUGAAUAGCUAUGGAGGCCGCUAUCUUCGAGAGGCAGGGUUUCUAAGGUCAUUCCUGCCCAGCUCUGUCUUCAUGAGCAACUCCUGUGCCUCCCUUCUUUCUCUUAUUUUUUCAUGUCUCAUAACUGCAUGGCUGUGGAAAUGUGGAAGGCCAAGUACAACUUCCUUGCCCCAUAUACAGGAAUUUACAAAUAAACUCCAGGCUUACAAAGAGAGCAUGGAGGAAAUUCACCCCAGCCUGAAUAUCUAUGCAGCCAAAAAACCCAGAAUUCAAUCUGGAGUGAGCAUAGUUGCUGGAGAGAUGGAAUGUCUCAAUAAGAAGUACAUGGAUUUGUUGAAACAAGUCAAAGAUAGGAUGAAGCUGCUGUGUGGUUUAUUACAAGAGACUGUGGAAAUAAAUACUGAGGAGAAAAUUAAACCAGUCAAGACAGGUGAUGCGGAAUCUCUAAUUCAAAAUCUGCAAGAAAAGCAUAACCCUGGUCAUAAUUUAGAUACCCCUGUAUGUGAGUUUGUUGAUGAGCAUCCAAAUCACAAUCGAGGGAAUGCAUUUGGAGCUGGACCCAAUGUUGGAUUUCAUGGAAACACAGCUAACAUGACCGGAAGCGUGUAUGUAGAUGAGCACCCUACUCAUAGCCGGGGAAAUAUCCUUGGUGAUGGGCCUAAUAUUGGAUUCCAUGGAAAUCCUGUGUUUGGAAAACCUCAAAAAUUUGGGAACAUAACUCAUGAUCCCAGAAGCAAGUUUGUGGAUGAGCAUCCUACUCAUAGCAGAGGAAAUAUCCUUGGUGAUGGGCCCAAUAUUGGUUUCCAUGGAAAUCCUGUGUUUGGAAAUCCACAAAAAUUUGGCAUUACAAACCCUGAGCCCAGCAGGCAGUUUGUGGAUGAGCAUCCUACUCAUAGCAGAGGAAAUAUCCUUGGAGAUGGGCCCAACAUAGGAUUUCAUGGAAAUCCCGUUUAUGGCAGUGUGCAGAAAUCUGGUCACACAGAACAUAAUUAUGGCAGCAAGUUUGUGGAUGAGCAUCCCACUCAUAGCAGAGGAAAUAUUCUUGGAGAUGGGCCCAAUAUUGGAUUCCAUGGAAAUCCUGUUCGUCCAACACAUACUCAAGGAAAUCCUGAUAUGGCUGAAAAAUUCUCAAACAUAACCAGUAUUUCUCUUGUUAGCAAAAAAGUUGGAGGAAACACACAAGGACGAGAUGGGGCUAAGAGUGUGCAAACCAUUAUUACGCUUACAGAAGGCACUCAGUUACCUCAAGGAAUUCUCUACACCAAUGCUGUAUUUGAUCCUCAGUCUGGCCUUAGAAUGUCUCUGUCACAGGCCAUAGAAAAUGGGCUCUUACAACUGAAACGUGAGGAAUAUGUAGAUCCCAGCAAUGGAAAACACCUAAAAUUAUCAGAAGCCUGCAAUCAAGGCUAUGUGGAUCAGGCCUUAGUGAAGGAGUUGUAUUCAUUGUGUGGUAUUUCUGAUCCAUACACUGGAAAAACUCUCACACUGCUUGAGGCUAUAAAUAAUGGCCUGUAUAGUCCCAUCACUGGACUUAUCACUGAUCCCAAGACAGGUAGAGGUUUGACCAUACUGGAUGCUAUAAAGCACAAGAUCCUGACCCCAGAAGCUGCCACCAGGCUCUCACUGGUAAGCAUCACCACUUCAGAUAUGACACAAACACAAGCAUAUUAUGGUGUAACAAGUAUGGCUGCAGCUGAAACAUCUCUCUCCUUGUCUGAUGCAAUAGAUAAGGGAGCUAUUGAUGCCCAUACAGGUCAAUUCUUUGACAUCGUUUCAUGUGAAAAGAUGACCCUUGAUGAAGCCAUGAAACGAGGUCUGCUUGAUGCACGAGUGAUGGAAGUUGUCCACCCUUUCUCCGGACGAAAAGUCACCCUAGCUGAAGGAGUGUCUUUAGGUUUGAUAGACACCAUAGCUGGGAAGUAUGUUGACAACAAAAAUCAAAGAAAGAUGAAUCUUGAUGAUGCUCACCAGAAACAACUGAUAGUGAAGCCUUUCAGUCUGCAUGGUGCUUUGAUGAAAGGCAUUAUCAACUACCAGGGUAGGGUAUACAGUCCCAGGACAGGACUGGUCAUGUCGGUUGGGGAAGCAAUAGAACAUGGUUUGCUGGAUGGCCAGUAUAAGUCUCUCAUUGAUUGCCAGACAAAUGAAGUCCUCUCAUUGUCAGAUGCACUGAGAAGGGGACUUAUCACCAGUGAAGGAAGAUUUAUGAACAAGAAGACCAGGCAAACCAGUUCUAUUCAUGAUGCUGUGAAUCAGGGUCUAAUCCAGGUUAUAAGUGAAGAUACCGUAUUCGUGACAAGGGGAAUAAGAGAUAUGACAAGCAAUGCCAUGUACAGCCUGCCAGAAGCAGUGGAGAGAGGACUGAUGGAUCCAAAUAAUAUGCGCUACAUCAACCAGAGGACAGGGCAGACUAUGUCUGUUCUAGAGGCAAGCCGCCGUGGCUACAUUGAUGUCAGACUGGCAGAGAGGUUACUUACAUUUUCUGGUAUAAUUGAUGUUGUUGGGAAUCAGCUCAGCAUAAUUCGAUCAACCCAGAGAGGGUUCUUUGAUCCUACAAUGGGACAGGUAAGAGACCCAAGUUUAGGUAGAGUCAUGACCAUUGAGGAAGCCACACACAGUGGUGUAUUCACCUUUGAAAAGGGCCAAGAGCUUUUGUUGUUAACUGCUCCAGUCUGUCAUAUAACAACCAUUACAACCAAAAUUCACCCCAUCAACCAGUUUGAGCAUCCAAAGGUUCAACCCUCAAGGGAGUUGGCUGUUGCUAAGAAAAAGCUCACCUUGUCUCAGGCUGUUUCAAGAGGCUUGGUUGAUGAACAACAAGGGACUUUUACUGAUCCAGCCACGGGACAAAAAACAUCUGUGGAGAAUGCUAUAACAUCAGGCAGACUUGGACUCAUCUCAGAGGUGAUCCAGGCUCAUCCCAUGGACUUUGAUGUUUCUGAAACAUCACAUCAUGUUGAAACAGGAAAAGACUCAAGGAUGGAAGUAGAUGUCAGAGAUUCAUAUAAGCAAGAAACUUCAGGCAAUAUGCAGACCUUCAGAGAGACACAUGUCAAGGAUAGGAAAAUAGCCAGAGCCCGAGUUGAGGAAGAAGAUGAUAGUGAUGAGGAAAUGGAAGAAGAAAUAUUAACCCUUUCAAAAUCUCUUCUUCAUGAUCUCUUGAAUGCUAAAAGUGGCUACUUCUUGGAGAAAAGCACCAGAGAGUAUAUCACAUUGCUAGAUGCCUUACAAAAAGAGUUGAUCAGCAGAGAUUCUGCAGUAUUUGUAGAUCCGCAGACCAAGGAUAGUAUGAACAUUGAAGAUGCCAUCAGGAGAGGUUUCCUUGAGUCAACGGGACAUUACACAGAUGCUUUGGGGAAGAGGAUGUCCCUUGAAGAAGCGAUACAAAAGAAUAUUGUCAUCUUCAGAAACAAAGAAGGUGGCGUCAUCACCCAGGCCCUCAAGGAAACCCACAAAUUUACUGUAAUUGGAGUUAUUGAUGCUCAGACAGGAGCCCAUCUUCCCGUAGGAAAGGCAAUUCAGCUUGGGCUGCUUGAUCAGAGUCAGGGACUCUACAUAACUAGGAAUAGAAUGGGACAGCCAGUCAAGUUACCAAUACGAAACGCAAUUCAGGAAGGUCUUGUCAUUAUUGACAGUGGUGCUACCAGAGUGACCAGAGUGGAAGAAACACAAACACUAUCUGAAAGAAUAACCUAUCAGAUCAAAGCUGUUAAAGAUCCCAUAUUUAGGACACCUAUGGCUAUAUCUGAAGCAGUCAAAACUGGGAUCCUGAACCCAAGUAAUGGCCAAUACACCAAUACAGAGACAGGGCAGGUGUUUCAGCUCUCAGAGGCUAUAGAAAAAGGCUUGGUUAUUGCUGAAGUAGUCAAAGGGGAUUCAACUGAUGGCUCAGGCAGUAAGAUAGUAACACGGAGACAAACCACUUUCACCAUCAAGGCAGUGAUAGAUGCAAAAUCAGGAAAACAAAUUUCUGUCACUGAAGCUAUGAAAAAGGGAAUCUUGGAUCAGGUACAAGGCGUUUACAUUAACAACAAGACAUAUGAAACUCUCUCCCUCAGUGAAGCAAUUGAUAAAGGCUUUGUUAUCGCAGAAGCAGGCCAGCUCAAAAGAGAAGAACGCCAGGAGAAGGUUUCCAGUCUUCACAUUGAAGAUGACUUGGAAGAAGUGGCAUCUGAAGAAGUAGCUGAACAGGUGCAAAAGAUUGUCAUUAGGACCGUUACCGAUCCUCGAACUAAAAAAGAACUAGCCUAUGACGAUGCAGUUCAGCAAGGCAUCCUUGACCAUGCUAGGGGCUUGUAUUAUAAUCCAACCACUGGUCGAUCUAUGGCUAUUGCAGAUGCCAUGAACAGUGGCCUCAUCCAAGCUGAGGUUACUAUGGUUACCAGAGAGGCAGGUAUGAGUGUCUCCACUGCUAGGGGAACAAAGGAUGGUUUUGACAUAGAAUCUGUGGUAGAUCCACGAUUUCAGAUGGUGAUUAGUGUUGACAGAGCUAUGAAAGCAGGUAUUUUGGACAGGGAUCUAACUACCUAUACACACCCAUGGACAGGGCUUCAAGUUUCAGUAAAAGAGGCAGUAGAACGAGGGCUGGUUAACCCCCAAGACAAGUCUCCAUUUCAUAUCAGCCAACUGGUAACUACAGUGUUCCAGGAACUAGAACAGAAGCAGGCUGAAGAAAAGAGAAAUGCCAUGCCCGAGGAUGCAGUAGAAAUAAAGAUUGAUCAUCAAGCAAAAGAGACCGACACAGAUUCCAUAACCAUCACAAUGGAUGCUCCUAAAGUUGUGUCAAAGAAAACAGGUGAGCCAGUGUCUAGCGAAGCCAUCUCCAUUGAAGUGACUUCUGCCCUCAGUUUCAAAAGUGCUGUCAAACUUGGACUUUUCAAUACUGAAACUGGCAAGUUCAGAGAUCCUGCAAGUGAUGAAACCAUGAGUUUGAAUUUUGCCAUAGCACGAGGAUACAUUGACCCAGAUGCACCAGCAGUAACUGAUCUCCCAACUGGAAAAUCAUAUACCUUGAAAGAGGCCUUUGAUAAGAACAUUGUGAUACCUUAUUCUGGAAAAGUCAACCGAAAUAUCACAAACUUCAUGGAAAUUGUUCUGGAUGAUAUAUUUUUCUCUCAGACCUCCAGGUCUUUGAACAUGAACAUGGAAGAUGCCAUUAAAUGUGGUCUGCUUGACACCAGUUCUGGUGCCUUCCAUCACCCCAUAAAGGCUGAGAGUGUUACCAUUGGAAGAGCAGUAGAAAAGGAUUACAUCUGUGGAACUUCAGUAUUUAUUGUUGAUCCAAACUCUGGACAGCGUUUUACUUUGGCACAUGCCAUUAGAGCUGGCAUUAUGGAUAGUGAGAUAGGAGAAUUCAGGGACUCCCAGAGUGGCAGGAAAUUGCUAAGUUUCACUGAUGCUGUCAAGUCGGGAUUGGUAGAAAGCGUAUAUAAUCCAGUAACUGGUGAAGUAACUGAUUUGUCUUCUGGUGAAAAAGUUUUGCUGGACAGGGCUAUCAAACUUGGGCAACUAGAUGCCAACGAAGUAUCUGUGUAUGAUUUUGAUGUUGGGAGGCGGGUGCCACUGGAUGUUGCCAUGAGAAAAGGUAUUAUUGAAAGAAGGUCUGGUAAUUACAUUGACCAGAAAACGGGAGAAAAGAAAUCAGCCAAGGAAAUGGCCCAGCUUGGGUUGAUAUCAAUCACAGGGGCUCCAGUUUUGCAUGGAAUGUCAUUGUCAGAAGCCAUUCAGUCUAUCACUGUUAAGAGGACAGCUAAAAUUUCAAUACCGAAGUCAAGGAGGGAAGUAGAAGAAGAAGAGAUGUCUUCACAAAGAGUUGAUAAAACUGCACGCAGAAAGAUCAUAGGACAGCCUCAGCUACAGUUGACUGGCAGCUCUACUGACUCCCCAGCCACCAUAGAGUUUCAUCCUGGUGACAAGCACCAUGAUGAUGAACUUCUCUUUAAGGGUGAAUCUCGUCUGCUAAUAUCCAGGCCUGAACAGCAAGUGCAUCAUUUAAAACCAACAACACCUAUCAGCCCAGAGCCAUCACCUGUGCUAGAUACAUCUAUGUUUGAGAGGAUUCAAAUGACCAGCACUACAAAGCAGCAUGUACCAGAACAGAUAACCCAGAAAUCUACUAAGACUGUUCAUCUGCAGUCAAGGCCACGUUUAGAAGAAAGUAUGCAGAAAAGUCUACAUAUUGUUGAGGAACACCGUCAUGUGGCUGGAAAAUUUACACUAAAUGAAGCAGCUUCUAAUGGAUGGCUUAUUGUACCUUUGGCCAAAGUCAGGGAUAUAGACUCGGGUCGGAUGUUUGGGAUAGAACAAGCCAUCAAGGAGAGAAUAAUAGAGGAAUCUGAAUCUGUAGUUUUGAACCCUAUGGACCGUCAACCAAUGACCCUGAAGGAUGCCAUUUCCAAAGGUGUUUUCAAUCCAAGAAAUGGAGAUUUUACCAACAUGGCAACUGGAAGAGUAUUGACAUUUUCAGAAGCUUCCCUAGAAGGUUUGAUUCCUACAAAUGUCAGCCGUAGGAUUGUAGAACAGCUUCAAAUUGAGCAUGCUGCUCCUAGAAGACCAUCUUUGCCCAAGGAAAUUGGCAUUACUUUCCAGGAAGCUAUGGAAAGGGGUCUCAUUGAUAUUGAGAACAAAACAUUUUCUGAGCCAACAACAGGAGUUGUUAUGCCCCUUGACACAGCAGUGGAUAAGGGCUAUCUCAUCAAUGUCAGUAUUGAGCACAUAAUGAGGAUCAUAGAAGAAAUAAGGCUCCAAAAGAUUGAAGAAAUGGAAAGACAAAAAAGAAUGAUAGAAGAAGAAAUGAGAAGAAAACAAGAAGAAGAAAUGAGAAAAUACAGAGAGGCUCAGUUGAAACGUGAAGAAGAACAAAGAAAAAGGCUGGAAGAAGAGCAGAGAAUUAGGUAUGAGGAAGAGCAGAGAAUUAGGUAUGAGGAAGAACUGAGAAUCAGACGUGAAGAAGAAAUAAGACGUAAACGUGAAGAAGAAAGACGUCGUGAGGAGGAAAGACUGCGUGAAGAAGAACGGCGUCUUGAAGAAGAACUACGCAUAAAACGCGAAGAAGAACUUCGUAUGAAACGAGAAGAAGAACUUCGUAUAAAACGGGAAGAAGAACUUCGCAAUAAACGCGAAGAAGAAUUAAGGAGACAACGGUUAGAGGAGGAAAGACUACGCAGACUAGAACAAGAGCGUCUGCGUCAAGAAGAGGAGGAAAGAAGGCGUAUUGAAGAGGAAAUGAGAAUUCGAAUGAUGGAAGAUGAAGAAAGACGGCGUAGAGAUAACCAAACAAUAAAUUUUACCAGUGUCAGAAGAUACACUACCCAGGGAGGUCAAGAACUGCUUGGAAUGAACAUUUUUGAUGCUGCUGAUAAUGGCCACUUAAAUCCCAUGACAGGGGCAUUUACAGACCCUCAGACUGGUAAUACCUUCACCUUUGCAGAGGCACUGGAAGCUGCCUAUCUUGAUCCAACAUCUGCACAGUUCAUAGAACCGGAGACGAAAAGAACAAUGAAUAUCAUGGAAGCUUUAGAUCAAAAGUUUCUUACCACAACAGGACACUAUGUAUAUCCAGACACUGGCAGGAAAAUCCACUUUGGUGAAGCCAUGGAUAAAGGUAUCAUAGUUGAAUCUAAACAUGAAGGUGAAGUUGUAAAGACAACUGUCAUCAGGGAGCAGAAGCAAAUGAUUGUUGAUUCAGUAACAGAUCCUAGGAGUGGUAGGGACAUAACUUUUGACAAAGCUGUUAAAGAUGGCAUCUUGCAAACUGAGAUGGAGAGAUAUGUUAAUCCUAACACUGGAGAAGCAAUGCCUAUAAGUGAUGCUGUGGAUGAAGGUUUUAUCACAGGUGAGAUUGUUGACACUCAGGUUUCUACUGAAGAACAUAUUUCUUCGGCAGUGAGAAGAACCCUUCACAUAACUGGAGCUAUUGAUACAAGAACAGGAAAGAUGGUUGCUCCAACUGAAGCUGUAGAAGAAGGUAUUUUGGACCUGCCCAAAGCACAGUACAAUGAUCUGAGGUCAGGGCGUGUGUUGCCAUUUGCAGAAGCAAUUGAAAAAGGUCUGCUUUUUGCUGAAGAUCACACUGUGCCUAAGAGAGCCUACAGCCUUCUGUCUGCAAUGGAUCCAAUUUCUGGCGAAACUAUCAAUAUCAAGAAUGCUCUUGACCGUGGAAUACUUCUUGAGAAAACUGGGGUUUAUGUCAACCCAAGGAGUGGAGCUACUGUUCCAGUGAUUGAUGCCAUAAGGCAGAACUAUGUCAAAGCCGAAGAGAUAGAGACACCACCUGGUGUUAAAGCUGGCACAAUAACUGAACAGACCCAGUAUGACAUCAAAGUGGUUCUUGAUGCUGCGAAUAAGGAAUGGUUAUCCUUGAUCAAUGCAGCUCAGCGCAAUAUAUUGGAUUUGCAACGAGGACGUUUCACAGAUACUCUUGCAAAUAAAGUUAUGUCUAUCCCAGAUGCAAUUUCUCAAGGAUUUAUAAAAGCGGUAUUGAAAACACAGUAUAUCUACACAGAAACAGCAGCUACUGGAGCAAUUUUCAGACAAACAAAGACAACCAACAUCAUUGAGGUCAUUGAUGCAUCUACAAGGGAGAGGAUGACAGUGAUAGAAGCCAUCAGGAGAAAGCUUUUAGAUGAAGAAAUGAAAACCUUUUAUAACUCCCAUACCAGAGAGAAUAUGACCAUCCAGCAAGCAAUUGAUGCAGGUUUUGUCAUUACCACACAGCAGCCUCGUACCUCAAGAACAGUACACACCAAAAUUGACUUCACAUUUGAUUAUAUCAUCUUGGAGGGCAACAAAGAAAAGAUGAGUGUAGAUGAUGCUAUACAGCGUGGUUAUCUUGACCCAGCAACAGGUUGCUUCAUUCAUCCAUUGACUGGAGGCCUUAUCACCUUAGAAGAGGCCAUUAAAAGGAAACUCAUCAAAACCCAACCACCCUUAAAACAAACCAGAGAGAAACCAAGCCACAUUGAUAUUCAACAAACACCAGAGAUCAUUGUAACACCAGAAACACCAAAGCAAGUGAAACCUCCAUCAAAACCUCCUGAAGAAGAAGAAGAUCAUAUUGAACUGAGAGAGAUUGCAAGAUCAGAUAUCACACCAGAACGCACUCUACAGGCUGCUAGCUCUCGUGAAAAUCUUUCUUCUCCAACAUCUCCUGGCUCUAUGCCUGUGAGUGGAGGCACUGUGUCAUUCUCCAUAAAGUCUGUCAUUGACCCAAGGACAGGAGAGGAAAUAACAGUGGGGGAGGCAGUCAGGCAUGGUUAUUUGGACAAACAGGGAAGAAAUUAUGUCAAUCCCCAAACCAAUACAAGAAUACCUAUAGAAGAAGCAGUAAGACAGGGUCUUGUAAAGUUGUAUUCUUCUGAUCCUUUUGGCAAAGGAACUAGUCCAUUGGCGAAAGAUACCAAGUCCUUUUCUAUAAAAUCAGUUUUAGACCCAAGGACAAAUGAAGAGAUAUCUGUUGCUGAAGCUAUCCGCCAUGGCUAUUUGGAUAAACAUUCUAGGUGUUAUGUUAAUCCUUACACUGAUGAGAAGAUACCUUUAGAUAUUGCAGUGCAGCAGGGUUUGAUAAGAGUGGUCCAUGUGGAAGAUUCAGUAAAGCAUACUUUGCAAGAAGCACUACAACAAGGCCUUAUUGAUGUUGCAAGAGGGCGCUAUACUCACCCAAACACUGGAGAAAAGAUGAGCAUUGAUGAAGCAGUGCAUCGUGGCCUCCUUAUUGGAGAAUCCAGGGAGGACUUGACAGCUCUUGGUAACAAAUCUGCUUCCAUGGCCUCUCUCCCUUUUGUUGGAAAUGGUGUCACGUUUACUGCAGCCUUCCAGCUAGGGCGUAUUGAUCCUAAUACAGGUCUUUAUCAUGAUCCUGGGUCUGGACACAAGAUGUCAGUCGGUGAGGCAGUUAAACAAGGUCUCAUAAAUCCAGGAUCAUCUACCACGACCAUGACCAGAACUAUCACAAAGAAAGAACAGAGAAGUUUUACAAACCAAGGAUCUGCUACACUUCCUCCACGGCCAUCUGCAUUCAGAACCAUUUCCCAAGAUGGGAUGGCAACUGCAAGAAGGGGGUUGUCCUUUGUUGAAGCCUUGGAAAGAGGUCUAAUUGAUCUCCACAAUCAAACCUUCAAGCAUCCCAGAAGUGGACAUCUGUUGACCUUUGAACAGGCCAAACAAGCUGGUUUACUUAGAUACACAGAGAGAGGACAACCCAUGUUGUUUAUAGAAGCCCUGGCCAGAGGUUUAGUAAACCUGAAAAACCAGACCUUUGCCCAUCCACUAACUGGUCAAAGAAUGGGUAUAGAUGAUGCCUUCUUAAAUGGAUACAUUGUGUCUAACACAAGAUCACCAGUCAUUACCACAUGGUCAUCCACCAUGGCCAGUCGGUCAGUUUCAGUUGGAGAGGCUAUACAGCAAGGCCUGAUAGACCCAAGGACAGGAUUGUUCACUGAUGCUUCAACAGGUGCAAGUAUGCCAGUGGAAGAGGCAAUUAAUCAAGGCUUACUGGUGCCCAGGCUGACCAGAACUACAUCAACCAUGAACCUUCAUCGUAGGUCUUACUCCUCCUCUAACUUAGACAACAUGAAUUAUGAUGGUCGCACAAUGCAGAGAGCUGGCUCACAAACACAAGUGAACCUUGGAUAUGGCUCUAUGCAGAGAGCUCACUCUCAGAUGCAGGUGAAUCGUGAAGCUGGGGGCACCAUGCAGAGAUCACACUCACAGACACAGUUAAUGCCUAGAUAUGACCAGGGUUAUGCUACUUUGGCUGUACCACCUUCAGGCCAAAGUCAGGGUAUGUUCCAUGAGAACAGGCAUUAUAAGACCACCAAAUUUACAAAACAAAAGCAGUACCGUUCUUACGUGAUCAACCCAGGUUAUUACAUUGAUGCCCAGAAGAAUGUUGCUAACCAGGUGACUGGGCAGGUGAUGACCAUACAAGAGGCCAUUGAUGCAGGCAUCUUCCGCUUUACUGACCAGCCACAGGCUGAAAAUAUCCAAGCUGCUACCAGGGGCCGUAGUGGAUCAGCAACACUACAGAAGUCCUACAGGCCAUAUUUCUUGAACCCUGGUUAUUAUAUAGAUAACCAAAAGAAAGUUGUUAAUGAGAUUACAGGUGAGACGAUGACCAUACAAGAGGCCAUUGAAGCAGGCAUCUUCCAUUUCACAGACCAGCAGUCUGGUAGUCGUAGCAGAACUUCUAGUUUGGAUCGCAGGGACAGCAGGGGCAGUGCAGGUAGUGUAAGCACAUUUGGUAGGGGUCACAUGUCCAGCAGCAGGGAGCAGCUUGCAGAUCAACAACUUGCAGAUCAGGGUGUUCAAUCUCAGAGUAUAGAGUCUCGCCGCUUGCUUAUUAAAGAAAACAGACAGGGUGAGGGUGACUUUCCCCUUACACCUGCUUCUCAGCAUGGAUUACAAAGUCUUCAAGUGUCCUCAGACUCUAGAGUUCAGCAGCUAGAGAGAAGAGACAGUCAGCAACAUAACCUGGUAGAAACUUGUAAUAUUCAAGUACCCUCCCUCCCAAUGGGAAACACUAACAUUGCAUGGCAUGUGUCUACCGGUUUGUCACAGCGUAAAGGUUUGAGUUUGACUGAAGUAUUUCAUCAAGGACUGUUUGAUCCAUCAUCUCAAGUUUUCAUCGAUGCAGGUACUGGUAGUGUCCAAGGCCUGACGCUCCAGAGUGCAAUAGAAAGUGGUCUUAUUGACAGUGAACGAACUUUGAUAAAUUUACCAUCUUCAAACCAGCCAAUGACCCUAUCUGAUGCCAUAACACAGGGGCUGGUCAAUCCUAAGUCAGGAGAAGUGAUGGAUGUAUCCACAGGUGAAAGUAUUAGUCUUCUCGAGGCUUACAACUCCGAGUUUAUAUCAGAUUCAGCUAAGGCAUUAACAUUAUCUGAGGUAGUCCAGCUCGGACUUUAUGAUGAUCAGACUGGAUUAAUUACUGGUCCAGGCUCAGAGAAGAAGAUCACAUUAAGAGAGGCUAUUCAACAUAGCCUGAUUGAUCCAUCUUCCAAAGAAAUUAAACACCCAUCCACAGGGCAGAUGCUGACACUGCAAGAAGCAGUGGAGCAAAACCUCCUGGAUUUAGAUUCAGGUGAAUUGCUUAUCUCACAUUCUGGCGAGAGAAUCAACUUGGCAACUGCUGUAGACAUGGGCGUUAUUCUGGAUACAUCUGCCAUUCCUCCAUAUUUACAACAACUAGUAGAAGGAUUCUGGGACAAGUCAUCAGGUAGGAUCAUUGACCCCGUGUCUGGGAAGAUGCUAACUUUAGAAAAGGCCAUUGAAACUGGAAUAUUGGACCCUAAUAAGUUAUUACUUAGAGACCCAGAGACAAAUGAAGCUGUCCCAUUGUUAAAUGCAAUACAAACUGGUAUUGUGGACACCAGCACUGGGCGUGUGUUUGACCCAACCAAAGGCAAAGAUAUAUCAUUUGACCAGGCAGUCAAAGAAGGAAGAGUUAUACAGACACAAUUGUUGCAUGUUCCAGAAGAUGAAGAUAUUCAUAUGGAAAGUGGAAACAAAGGUUUAAACAAAGCAAUUUCUGAUGGCAUUUUAGACUCCACAAGUAAAAUUUACGUCCCAGAGACCCAUGAAAUGUUAAGUAUUCCAGAUGCCAUUGCUUUAGGCAUUGUAGACCCAGAAAAAGGCGUUGUGAACAUUUCCCAAAAACAAUUGACACUCCAGCAAGCUGGACAUGCAGGGCUGUUGAGAAAACCUGAGCUACCAAGAACCUUUACUCAGGCAAUAAGUUGUGGAGCAUUGAAUCCUUCCACUGGGAUAUACACUGAUCCAGUGAGUGGAAGGCAAAUGACUAUGUUACAGUGCAUGGAUAAUGAUGUUUUUGAUUCAACUGUGAAAGAAUUUCAAGAUUCUUGGUCCGGCAAGGAAGUUACUAUGAGUGAAGCAAUACAGCUUGCGAUAUUUGAUCCAGAAACGUGUACAGUUCAAGACAGCAAAACUGAUGAAAGAUUGUCCAUUACAGACGCACAAAAUAAAGGUCUUCUGCUGCAGUUUAGAACUCCUGGAACAUCUGAAAACAGUACACCAAAACUUAAACCAAGAACCGGUAAACAAAAAUCCAUUCCACCUCCUUUGACAGUAAUAACAACUGCAGAGCUUUCUGAAAAUCAGCAACAGAAUGAUUUUAGCUCAGCUGGGAUAGCAUCAAAGCUUCAAGUCCAGAGGCGAGACAGAGAAAGAUCACCAAGUAUAACUGAAGCAGUCACAGAUGGACUGUUGGAUACCAAAACUAACUAUAUCAUAGAUGCUAAAACUUCUAAAAGGUUGUCAAUGUCAGAGGCAGUGAAGAAAGGUGUAAUAGAUACCGAUAACACUUUUAUCAAAGAUUCAGCCACUGGCCAACUGGUACCCAUCAGUGAAGCAGUCUUGAAGGGUUUGGUGGACAGUGAACAUGGUUUUGUGGAGGAUACACUCACAGGUGUAAAGAUUCCUUUAGAAGAAGCUGUAGCUCUUGGGUUGAUAGUAGAUGUUUCACAAACUUCAUCUGACAAAUCCUAUGUUGAUGGAAAACAUAGUUAUAUAUCUGAGAAAAAGAAAAAAAAUGAAGGAAAAAAGAAAAUUGCAGGAAAACCUAGUAUUGAACAUAUAAUUGGAAAGGAAGAAACGAAGGCUGCCAUUCAUACUUUAGAUGAUGCCAUCAGAAGUGGCCAGAUUGACUUUAAUUUGUCUGUCUUCAAAGAUUUACAGAGUGGACAGAUGCUGCCAGUUGAAGAUGCUGUUGGUAAAGGUUUGAUAAAUCCAUCCACUGGUCAGGUUCACUUGCCAUCUGGACAUAUCAUAACACUAGCUGAGGCUUUAGAACGACAGCUGAUUACAAAGAAGAAAGCCAACUUCUUGACCCUUGGUGAAGCUAUAGGCCAAGAAAUAUAUGACCCACAUACUGGCCAUGUGGCUGACCCAGAAAGUGGGCAGGAAAUCACUCUCCAAGAGGCACUUGAUAGAGAAAUUAUUCAUCCUGAACAUGCAGGCAUUUUCAUCCAUCCUGUCACACAAGAGAAUUUGACCCUUCAAGGAGCCAUAGAAGUGGGACUGGUAGAUGGUCAGGCUGGAAAAAUUGUCCAUCCUGAUAAUGGAAUGUUGGUCAGUUUAGAUGAUGCUAUAUCUAAUGGUUGGCUUAUUUCUUCGGCAACUCCCAUUUCACUGUCAGAAGCAAAGGAGCAGGGUCUUGUUGACUUUUCUUCUGGAUCCAUAGUGGAACCAACUUCAGGUCAAGAACUAACAUUUGAAGAGGCAGUAAAAGCAGGAUUGCUCCAAGACAAAAAUGUUGACACUUUGAGAAAUAUGUCAGCCGAGGAUUUUGAUUCAAACAUUACUGAUUUACAACAUGAGGCAUUCAAACUUGAGGCCAAAUCUGAGUCACAUGAUGCAGCAGACAUGUCUAAACAGAUACAGAAUACAAGGCAGGUUAAAUCACUAGAUAUGAAGGGGGCUAAAGAAUCUGAAAAAAUCAAGCCUGCCAUUACAAGGAGGCCCAGACUUCCUUCACCAACUGCUCCCAAGAGUCCCCUGCUGGAAGCUAUGCCAGGCGAGCAGUGCUAUGGCGUCUCUCUGUCCAAGGCACUGGAGGUUGGGUUAUAUGAAACUAAGACUGGUAGGUUCUAUGAUCCUAGUAGUGGAGGUCAUGUUACACUCCAUCAGGCUCUUAAUUGUGGUCUGCUGAACCCAAGUGGCAGAGAAAUUUUGGACCAGUCAGGUGCAAAGCUGACCUUGGAUGAAGCUGUUCAGAAGGGGAUAGUAGAUUUGCGCAAAGGAUUUUUAAUUGAUCCUAACACUGGGGAGCGCUUACACAUGGAUCAGGCAUUUGAAAGGGGGCUGAUUGCUCCUUCAGAAAAAGGGGAAGUGAAUGGCCAUGUCCAGGGUUUGACUCUUGCUGAUGCACUCCAGCAAGGCCUCAUUAACACCACCACUGGUAUCAUAACAGACCCUGUCACAGGGAGAGUACACACCAUGGGAGAGGCAGUGGCACAGGGGCUGAUUGAUGGAGAUGCCUCCAUGGUCAUUGACCCAAUAACACUCAAACCAGUCUCUGUGUCUGUAGCCUUGGCUUCUAGAAUUAUGGAACCUAGAACUGGAAAACUGAGGCUGCCAGAUAAAUUCAACAGUCUUACAAUCGAGCAAGCUCAAGAGAAAGGACUGAUAAUCCUAAAAGGAAAGCAACAUGGUGAUGAUCGGUAUCCAUUAGGUGAUGUUAUAGCUGAAAUUACUGCAAGCCAAGAAGCUAUCUCCUCCCUCUCUAGUUCAGAUAGGAUGGGCAGACUAAAAGGAGAUGAGGAAAAAGAGGCAGUGCAUGCCCAUGUUCAGUUUGACAUGUCACUGAAUACUGUCACUGGUUCUGAGAAAGCUGUAGUUAGUGGAUCAUCUGACCCAAUGGCAUUGAUGGGCCUAGAAACUGAACUAACUUUAACAUCUAGUAGAUCUUUUGAACAGCAGUCUGCAGGUCCUGUACCUUCACAGCAAUCCAGAAGCAUUUCACAGUCAUUGCCCAGACAGGCACAGAGGAGGAAGGUUUCAGUGGACGGACUGCUUAUGGAAGAAACCAAGGACUAUGUAGCAGAAACGUACGAACAGGUUGUGCAAGAGUUGCGGAAUCAGACAAACUGGAUCACCGAUGUUGAACAUUACUUUGACAACCAGCGACCUAUAACAGAUGACAGCACAGAACUCCAGAAGUUACUCCUAGAACAGCAGAGUGUGCAGAAGGAGAUCUCUAACCAUCACAGUCCACUCCUAGCUGCUGUCACGCAGGCAGAACAACUACUGGAUGACCACAUUGAUGAAUUAGAUGAUGACCAGGUCAACCAGCUUCAAGCUCUUGUAGGGAACCUCAAAAACCGACUGGAUAAUGUCUGUGUUGAAUCAGAAUCUCGCUUGAAACAUUUAGAAGGAAGUUCUCAAGAACUACAGAAGUUCAGUGGUGAACUUGGCAAGGUUCUUGCAUGGUUGCAAGCAGCAAAGGAAAAUGUCACUCCAAAAACUGCCAUCAAUCUAAACAAGCUGAAAGAACACAUGGACAAGCACAGGGCAUUUAGUCGGGAAGUGAUGGCCCAUGAGGCUGAUCUACGCUUCCUCAAUAUGGCUGCACAGCAUUUCAUGGAUGAGGCAAAGCAAUUUCAAAAAUGCCAACUCAAAUACAAAAAGGGAGGUGAUCGGUCCUCUAAGCACCUCAUAUUACCUGGUGAGGAUAUAGAGGGCGUUAGGGACAAGGUCAAGGACACCAUGGACUCCUAUCAGGACAUUUUAGAUCAGUGUAAUGCCUAUUCAGAAAAACUUGAUAAAACCUCAGAGAAAAAUAAACAUUUCCUGGAGACAGUUGGAAAAAUUGAAGACUGGAUAAAAUCUGCCGAUAAAAGACUCAAUGAAUUGGACUGGGAAGGUGUUUCAAACGAUGCCCAGGGAAUGUAUAGACAACUAGAAAAGAUCAGAACAAUAAAUGCUGAGGCUAUAGCACAAUCAAAAACUGAUCGAGAUGUGAAACACACAGGAAAAGAAUUGAUAGUGUGUUUAAGAGAACUCAGAGCCAGCGAUGUUCAGAUAGAAGAUGUGGAGCAUCGAAUGAAUGAUGUUGAAGAUCAGCAUGGGUUUAUUACUGCAGAUCUUAUGUCACGUUCAAGUGUGUUACAAACAACCAUGGUACAGUCACAAGGUGUCCGGGAAAGUUUGGAUGGUCUUACAGAUUGGCUGACAAAUGUGGAGGCCAAAAUAAGAAACUUAAGACCAAUAAGUCUUAACAGAGACACGUUAAAAGAGCAGAUGAGUGAAAUUGAAGUUUUGCAAGCUGACAUUGAUGCCCAGCAACAAGCUGUGGAAAGUGUGAAUAAAAAAGGUGCUGAAAUUAUUAAAAAUAGUGACUCUGAAGUAUCAAAGUCAAUGCAGGCAAAACUGAAAGACCUUAACACAAGAUUUGGUGAGGCUUUAUCAAGAGCUGACACUCGUGUCCGAGACCUGGAAGAGGUUUCAGACAGACUAACUGCAUUCCAAACAGCUUUGAAAAAUUUUGACGAGUGGUGCAUACCCACUCUGGAUUCUUUGGACUCAAAGACAACUCUGCAAUUAGAACCUGCUCAAUUCAAGGAGAAAGUAGACAUUUUUGCUCAAGAAAAAGACAGUCAGCUGCCAUAUUUAGAAAAGUUGCGCCACCUGGGUAAAGACCUCAUUGAAGAUCCAAGAACUAUGGAGACUGGUUUGGUGAAAGAUGCUUUAACAAAUGUAGAACACAGCUGGCAUGACAUUACUGCUUUACUGUCAGAGAGGGAAAAGGAUGCAGAGAUGAGGGAGAAACAUUCCACAGGUUAUGCCAAUCUAAGGACACUAGUGUUGUUGUGGCUAGAUGGUUUUGAGGCCAAAGUGUAUGAACUCCAGCCUGUAGCUGUCAAGAUGGAGGUUGUCAAAAAGCAAAAGGAUGAACUUAAGCCUCUGAUAGAGGAGUGUGAAAACUACGGCACUACUAUUGAUGAAAUCAAUGAUGUAGGCAAUGCAUAUGACCAGUUGCAGCAAGGAGAAAGAAAUAUUAGCCCAAUACGAAGAACGAGACAACGCGUUUCCUCAUUGCGCUCACCAUCACGAUUAAAAACCCCGUCCCCUACACGAAGUGGACCUAAGUCACCUGGCUAUGUCAAUGGCUCUGUGUCAAGUGAAUCCAGUGGUGUCAGCAGCCGCAAGAGCUCUGUAGACAACUUUUUGUCUCUUGAAGAUCUCACUGAAACACAAUGCCAACUAAUUGACAUCAAUCAGCGCUACGAGAUGCUGAAUGAUCUUCUGGCUGAUCGUCAAGCAGAAAUUGAUAGAACUCUCCUGAGUCUAGAGGCCCAGAAAGUGGACCUUGAGAAUGUGAAAACAUGGCUCCAGGAACACAAAGUGGACCCUGCAGAACACGUGCCUGCAAGUCAGAGCAAAUCUCAGCAGUUGCUUAAGGAUCAUGCAAAAUUCGAGGCUGAGAUGCACAGUAAAGAAGACUUAAUAGCUGCCAUGAAGGAAAGGGUGACAGAACUGGUCAAAAACAAGGGGGAUCAGUCUGGCACAGCUGAACUAGUGAAAAAUCUACAGCAGCUUGAGGAGGAGUUCACUGAUGCCAAAGCUGCGUGUGAGCAGAGGCGCAGAUCCCUGGCCAACAUGGUGGAAGACAUGAAAGAGUUCAAAGACACUUCACGUCACCUGGACAAAUGGCUGGCCCAGAAGGAGAAGAUGGUGGCUGUGCUGGGCCCCAUUGCUACUGAGGAAACACAGAUACAGAACCAACUAGAACAAGUCAAGGUUUUAGAAGAAGAGCUUGCUGGUCACCAGCACCAGUAUGAACAACUGGUACAGGCAGGCAGCUCCAUUCUAGACCAAUGUGAACCUGAGUCCAAGGAAGCCCAGAGAAUCAGCCAACAACUUGAAGAAAUCAGUAAAAAGUGGAACAAUCUGGAGUCCAGUCUUCAGCAGAGAGAGAACACUUUGAAAGAAGUGCAGACGGUCAGUGCUGGCUUCUACGAUGCUAUACAAGACAUAGGAGAGUGGGCCCCAAAGACAAUGGACAGACUCAGUCGCCAGGCUAGCAUUUCUUCACAGGCAGAUAUCAUGAGAGAGCAAGAGAGAGAGCUUAAGGACCUUGAGGAAGAAGCUAAAGAAAAAACCAAGAUUUUAGAAGAUGCAAGAAAUGCUUAUGGAAAGAUUAGUGACAAAGUGAAAGACCAGUCUACCAAGCAAGAUUUGAAAAAUAAACUAGAAAUGAUGGAUAAAUCUCUCAGCGACACAAAGAGGAGGAUAGCUGGCAGGAAGGCUGAUCUGAAAGUAGCCAUGAAAGAAGGAGAACAGUUCACCCAGUCUUGUGCAGAUCUGAUGGACUGGGUCCAGGGAGCUAUGACAGAACUGGACAGUGGUCAGCCUGUCUCUGGAGAUGACCUAACUCUCAAGGACCAGCUCAGGCAGCAUGAGGCUCUUCAGAAGGAAAUGGAUGACAGACAGGAUCAGCUUAAACUCCUGCUAGACAAAGGUCAGCAAGUAUUGACCAGCACUCCACCAUCUCCAGCCACUGCUGACCUCCAGAAUAAACUAGACACCAUCAAAUUGCAAUGGGAUGCGUUGGAGAAGAAAGCAACACAUCGGAAGAGAAAACUUUCUGAUUGCAAUGAGAAGUCAUCUGCCUUCCACCAGAGCUUAGAUCACAUGACAACAUGGCUGCAAUUUGCAGAGGAAAAACUGGAAAUGAUGGAACCAGUGGCACUGGAGAGAAUGAAGGUGAUACAGCAGCACAAAGAUGUACAGACCCUACAAACUGAAAUUGUCCGUAAAACUCACAAUCAUGAGAGCUUGAACACCCAAGGACAGACUUUGAUGCAAAAUGUUGAUGUGGAUAAACAGGUGGUUGCAGACCAGCUGGACGCUGUUAACCAAAGAUGGGACAGUCUUAAUAAAGCUGUUGACGAUCGUCUUCUGACACUGGAGGAUAUGUCACAAAAACUUCAUGAAUUUUUUGACCUCAUCAAAGAUCUCUCAACCUCCCUGUCUAAAUAUGAAGAUAAGCUGUCAUCCCAUGAUGCUCUUGGUGCAGUUGCCAAAGGCAGUCGCUACCUGCACAUCAUCCAGUCUCUGCAGGAGGAAGUGCACUCCAUGCAGCCACAGAUAGACUACACACAAGAACUGGCCCAGUCUCUCAUCAGUGCAGGACCAGCCAAUGCCAAAACAUCUCAGAUUACUUCCAGGGUGGAUGAAGUUUCAGAAAGAUAUGAGAAGCUCGCACAGGAAGUAGAUAGUUGGCUAGCGUCCAUUGAGACUGGCUCACAAGUGGUGACUGGUGCACAGCAACAAGUGAAUACAGUUGGCAGACAGCUUCAAGGUUUUGAGGAAGAUUUAGAAAAGAUGGAUGCUUGCGGGAGAGAUCCACAUGUGGUAGAACAACAGUUACAGGAACUACAGGCAUUCAGUGCUCAGAUAAGUGAGGGAGCAGCUGCAGUCAAUGAGGCUGAGGAGAGAUGUCACAAUGUGAUGAGCCAGGGAUACAUAGGACAUGGAGACCCCAUGUUAGCUCAGGUUGAGGACCUCAAGAAGCAGCACUCUAGGAUAUCAGACAGAGUAGCUCAGCGCCAAGGAGAGCUGUCAGGCAUGAUGAAUAAAUUGGAUGAUUUCCAUGAUUCCCUGCGCCAGUUGCACACAGCCAUUGACAGGGCAGCUGAAGAGCAGGAAUCUCAGAAUCCAGUGGGUGGAAAUGCUGACAAUCUGAAGAAGCUUCUACAAGAGUUGAAGACCUUUGAGAAGAAGAGUCUUGAGCCCAUACAGAAGCAGUUAGAGGUUGUCAGUAAGCAGGGCCAGCAGUUGGUGUCAUCUGCUGCACCAGGGGUCAGCACCAGCGGUCUGGAAUGUGACAUAGAGAGCCUUAUGGAUAAGUGGAAUGAACUCAACCAGAAGGUCCGUGACCGAGAGGCUGCUUUAGAUGAUGCCUUGUUACAAAGUGGCAAGUUCAGUGAAGCUGUAUCUGCUCUACUGGAUUGGCUGGGGGAGACAGAGGAACUGAUGGAACACCAGAAAGAGCCGUCUGCUGACUACAAAGUGGCUAAGGCUCAAAUGCAGGAGCAAAAGUUCCUCCAAAAAAUGUUGGAAGACAGACAAGGUAAUGUGGAAGCAAUCAAGAAAAUUGGUUCUAAACUCAGCACAGAAGAUUCUGAUGGCCAGCAGGUGUCAGCACAGGUGAAUGAUAUUGUAAAAAGGUACGAGGAGCUCAAAGCAGGAGCGACAGAGCGUCGCCAGAGUCUGGACACCAUGAUGACCGUUGCCAAGGAGUUCCAAGAGAAGCUGGAGCCAGUGAUUGACUGGUUGGAUACUACUGAGAAAAAGAUGGCUUCAGCAGAACCUGUAGCAACAGAGAGUGAAAAGAUCAGACAACAACUUCAUCAUCAAAAGGAGGUGAAUGAAGAAGUUGCAGAUCAUGGAGAAGACCUGGCAGCUGCACUAAAGAAAGGGGAAGAGUUACUUCAACUUUGCAAUGGGGAAGAAAGAGCCCAUGUGCAAGAAAAACUUGAUGAACUGAAACUGCGCUAUAGUGCUCUGAAUGAGAAGAGUGCAGAUAGAUUACAACAAAUGGACGAAGUAUUACCUCUGGCAGAGGAGUUUGAAGACGCACAUGGGAAGUUUUUGGAUUUGCUGAAUAGAUUAGAACCAGAAUUAAGAGGCAAAGAUAUGUCAGGAAAAGAAGGAGAGAAUCAAUUAGAGGAAAUUCAAGCUCAGAUGAACAACUUAGUACCUAUCCUGACUGCCGUUUCUCAGACUGGUCACCCCUUGUCCAAGCUGGCCAUUGGCUCUGCAGGGGCCGCAGAGAUAGAGGACCUCAUCAACAAAGAUACUAAGAGGUUUGAGGCUUUGAAGGAGCAAGUGGACAAAAAGGCAGAGAAAAUUAACUUCUCAAAACAAAGAUCACAAGAGCUUUUGAAAGACAUUUCUGACCUUAUGGACUGGUUUGAGCAGACAGGAAGACUUAUCCAGACAGCUCAGCCCAUCAGCUCAGAUCCUGGUGUUUUGAAGGAACAGUUGCAGGACCACAAGGCCUUGACUGAAGAAAUGAACCAGAAUAAAGGAAAAGCCAGAGAGGUGGUCACCAUUGGCAGAAAACUCCUGCGUGAGACCUCUAUUGAAGAUGACGGAACCAUCCAAGACAAAAUGGAUGACCUCAAACAGUUAACAGACAAUGUAUCCCGCCUGUGCACUGACCGGCUCGGACUCCUGGAACAAGCCAUGCCACUGUCUGUCCACUUCCAUGACACCCACAGGGACUUGGAGGCUUGGUUUGAGGCAGUGGAGGAGAAGAUAACUGAACAAGAUGUCCCUGCCCUGAACACUGACCAGAUUAAGAAACAGCAAGAUGGAGUCAGGAUUCUGAGGCAAGAAAUAAUAGAACAGAAACCACUAGUUGAUAAGCUAAACAAGACUGGCCAGGCCAUGAUAAAGUUAUGUGGACUGGAGGAGGCAAGGAAGAUACAAGAGUUCAUGGAUACUGACAACAACAGGUUUGAAAUGAUUAAGAACAGCACCAGGGAAAGAUCCAACAACCUGGAGGAAGUUAUGCAGCAGACGUCUGAGUUUUCUGAGAAACUGGACAAUAUGCUAGAGACAUUGGUUGCCACGGCAGAGCAGGUGGAGCAUGCUGAGCCUGUGUCUGCACACCCUGACAAACUAAGGGACCAGCUUGAGGAGAAUAAGGCUAUAAUCGAGGACUUAGACCGUAGACUUGCUGCUCUGCACUCUGUGAAAGCCUCAGCCAGCGAACUCAUCAGUCAGGCUGUUGAUGAAGAGGAUGAGUCUGUUAAAGACAUGAAGGACAAGGUGGAUGAGCUGGUGCAGUUGUAUAGUGACAUCAGGAAGGCAACAGAGGAGAGGACGGCUGUGUUAGAGGAGACACUGGAGGUGUCUGACACAUUCUGGGUGGAGCUUAACCAGCUGAUGGGGACACUGAAGGAGAUGCAGGACACUGUGGAAUUGCAGGAGGUGCCAGCAUUGCAACCAGAACUGAUCAGAGAACAACAGGAAGUCCUGGAGGCUUUAAAAGAAGACAUUGAGGCCUCCCACACUGAUGUGGAUGAUGUGCACCAAGUUGGGAAGCGUCUGAUAGAACUGUGUGGAGAGCCAGACCGCCCUGAGGUGGAGAAGAAUAUAGAAGAGGUGGACACACACUGGCAGGAUGUCCAGGCACAGAUGGUCACCAGGGCCAAGUUACUGGAGGAUGCCAUGUCCAAGGCUACCAAGUUCCAAGAAUCUCUAAUUCACUUGCUGGACUGGCUUCAAGUGACAGAAGAAGCUUUUAUAGGCCUGGGACCCAUUGGCGCAGACACCGACACAGUCAAAAUGCAGAUUGAUGCACUGAAGGCAUUCAAAGGUGCCGUGGACCCCAAGCAUGUGUCUGUAGAGGCUCUGAACCAUCUUGGUCAGGAGCUGAUCAAGGACAGCACCACUGACCAGGGGGCUGUGGUCAAGGAUCAGGUUGCAGAAGUCAAUAAAAGAUGGGACGCUCUCAUAGAUGGCAUAGGGGAGAGAAGGGCUAAGCUUCAACAAGCUCUAUUGAACCUGGGUGCAUUCCACGUAGCCAUGAAUGAGCUGCUGUCAUGGCUGGAUAAGACAGAGCAGACACUUGAUGAGAUACAACCAGCACUGGGAGACACCAGACUAAUGGAGAUAGCUAUGUCUAAGCACAAGAUUGUCCAGAAUGACGUUGAGGCCCAUCGUUCCAGUGUGGACUCUGUCAAUGAUGCUGGGAAGCAAGUGAUCUCCAGCGAGGGCAGUGCAGAUGCUUCUUCCACCAGACACAAGCUCGACCUCCUCAACAUGCGUUGGGAUGCUGUGCUAGGGAAGACCAGGGAUAAACAACUGGAUUUGGAACAUGCAUACAGAGAGGCUCAAGUCUUCCAUGGUGAACUAGCUGACACCUUACAAAGACUAAGUGACAUAGAUGCCCAUCUUAUCACAUCUAAACCUGUGGGAGGGCUGCCAGAGAGUGCCAAAGAUCAGCUCAACAGAUUCUUAGAAAUAUUCAAAGACCUGGAAGGGAAUGAGCCAAGAGUUCAAGAUUUACUGAGUGAAGGAGAGAAAAUAGUUCAGAAGUGUGGAGAAACAACUGCCACCAACCUCAACCAAAAUCUCCAAGCUUUGAAGAACCGUUGGGAUAAUGUUAGGGCAAGGGCCAAGGACAGGAGGAAGAAGCUGGAGGAUGCUCUUGCCCAGGCAGACAAGUUCCAGGCUGACCUGAACAGCUUCAUAGCUUGGCUGACCAACACAGAGAGAAAUAUCAACAACCUGAAGCCUGUCAGCAGAGUUCUGCAGACCAUUGUGGAUCAAAUAGAGGAACAUAAGGGCCUGCAGAAAGAUAUCAGCAGUAACAGAGAGAAGAUGGCAGCUCUGGACAAGACUGGGACCCACUUGAAGUACUUCAGCCAGAAACAGGAUGUGAUCUUGAUCAAGAACCUGCUGCUCAGUGUCCAGCACAGAUGGGAAAAGGUGGUGUCCAGGUCAGCAGAGAGGACAAGACAACUGGACCAUGGAUUUAAACAAGCCAGACAGUUCCAUGAAGUUUGGCAGGAGCUCAAUGACUGGUUGAACCAGAGUGAGGCAAUGUUGGACACAGAACAAACAAUUUCCAAUGAUCCUGUUAAAAUCAAGGAACAGAUAAAUAAACACAAGGAAUUCCAACGUACCUUGGGUGCCAAGCAGCCGAUCUAUGACACAGUGCAGAGGAUGGGGAGAGUUUUGAAGGAGAAGAGCUCAGAGGCUGAUGAACCUGUGCUUCAGAACCUCCUCCACGAGGUGAAGAACAAGUGGAACAGUGUGUGUGGGAAGUCUGUAGAAAGACAAAGAAGACUUGAAGAAGCUUUACUGUUUUCUGGUCACCUGCGUGAUGCUCUGUCAGCCUUACUGGACUGGCUGUACAAAGUGGAGCCCACGCUGACAGAGGAGCAGAUGGUGCAUGGAGACAUGGACACUGUCAUAGCUCUGCUGGAGGAACACAAGGCAUUUCAACAAGAACUGGGUAAGAGGUCCAGCAGUGUAGGCUCUGUACAGAAAUCUGGUAAAGAUCUGAUUGAGAACUCAGAGGAGGAUGCAGGAGAUCUACAGAAUGACCUGAUAGAACUGAAGACGCGCUGGGAUAGGGUGUGCAAACUCAGUGUAGACAAGCAGAAGAGGCUAGAUGAGGCUAUGAAAAAGGCUGAAGACUUCCACAAAAGAGCACAGCAACUGUUGGAGUGGAUGGCAGAUGCUGAAAUGCACCUUCGAUAUCAUUCUCACAUUGCUGAUGACGAGGAAGAGUUGAGUCAACAGCUUGAAGACAUGAAGAGUUUACAAGCUGAGUUAGUGAAGCAAGAAGAGAACUUGAAGACUACCCUAGCAUUGGGAGGAGAUAUCUUAAAACAGAGUCACCCAGUUGCUGUGAUGCCAGUCAAACACUGGAUCACCAUAUUACAGGCUAGGUGGGAGGAGAUCUCUACGUGGGCCAAUCAACGUGAACGUCGUCUGACAGAUGCCCUGUCUGAGCUGCAUAACAGCAUGGCAUUGCUAGACAAACUGAUGACCUGGCUGCAGACGGCAGAAAGUCACCUGACCUACCAGGAGCAGGAGCCACUGCCAGUGGACAUGGAGGAGAUAGAAAAGUUGACCAAAGAACAUGAGGAGUUUGAGAAUGACAUGACCAGCAGACAGCCAGACUAUGACUGUCUCACCAAGACACAGAAGAGGAGGCCAUCUUUAGACAGCAGCUCAGGCCUCCUCAGUCCUUUUGAGAGAGGGUCCCCCAAGAGAAGCUCAACACCAAGGCAAAUGAAAUAUGAUGCCAGGGGUCGUGCAGGUAGCACCCCCACCCCUACUGCAGAGCCCCAGUUUAAGAACCCCAGGGUGACGGCUCUGUUUAACAAGUGGCGCCAUGUGUGGCUGAUGGCCAUGGACAGGAGGAGGAAGCUGCAGGAUGCUCAAGAUUACUUCAAAGAAAUGGAAAGACUAAAAGACUUCAACUUUGAGACAUGGCGAAAGAGGUACAUGAAAUGGAUGAAUCACAACAAGUCCCGUAUCAUGGAUUUUUUCCGCAAGCAAGAUAAGGAUAGAGAUGGAAAAGUGACACGUCAGGAAUUCAUUGAUGGCAUUCUCAUUUCAAAAUUCCCUACUUCUCGUCUAGAAAUGGAAGCAGUGGCUAACAUAUUUGAUCACGAUAAAGAUGGCUUCAUUGACUACAGAGAAUUUGUAGCUGCUCUGAGACCAGACAAUAAGGCUGCAAAACCAGAACAGACAGACAAUGAACGCAUUCUGGAUGAAGUCAAGAGGCAGGUGAACAAGUGCAGAUGUCAGAAGAAAUUCCAUAUUCACAAAAUUGGAGAAGGGAAAUAUAGGUUUGGUGACUCCCAGAAGCUGCGCUUGGUCCGCAUUUUGCGCAGCACUGUCAUGGUCCGAGUUGGUGGGGGCUGGAUCGCGCUGGAUGAAUUUUUAGUAAAGAAUGAUCCCUGUAGAGCCAAGGGUCGUACCAAUGUAGAACUGCGUGAACAGUUUAUUUUGGCCCAAGGUGUCAGUCAGUCUAUGGCCGGCUUUGUCUCCAAGAGUUCUGGUAGCUCUAGUGGUGGCACAGCCUCUGCAAGCAGUCGGUCUGCCAGCACAACAAGUGGGCCUGUCUCUGUGGCAAGGAGACCUCCCCUGCCAGGUUGGAGACAGCAGCAGCCAGUAGCCUUUAGUCCAGAUCGUGAAGUGUCCUUGUAUAUGUCUCAGAGUCCUCGUGCUAGAGCAGCCACUAGGGACACAUUAAGUCCAGGUGCCGCUAGUUUUGCCAGUAGUCGCACCAGUAGUCGUCCAUCCAGUCGCGCUGGUAGCGACAUAUCAGAGCCAUAUGGCGAGGACCCAGAGAUGUACACCACUAUGCAGACAGAGACCAGGAAUGUUGGGGGCAGAAAUGUGACCACCACAACAUAUCAGACACAUGUUGUAAGGGACCGUACUGCUGACCCUAGACGGACCACACCUUCUAAAAUCCCAACACCAUCCAAGAUCCCAACACCCACUUCUAAAAUUCCAACACCUACUUCCAAGAUUCCAGUAGGCAAACGUAGAGGCAGUCAGCAGUAAUGUUUAAGCUUACAGCUUUUAAAUCAUCCAAAGAGGCUUACAGUGCCUGAAACAUUGUCACAAAAGCUUCUAGCACCGCUUUGAUUGUUGUGGAGCCUACAGUGACUUUCUCAUAAAACUAUGAUGUGACUUGUUGGUGAGUUAUCCAUUGAUGAAGACCAGAAUUCCUGGCCUGUGUGUGACAGAGUAAAGAUUAUUCAGCAUUUAUAUUAAGGAAGCCUGUUUUAACUUUACUCUGGUGUCUGUUAUAGGCAUCCUGAUGACUGUGAUUUUUUAUAUCAUGACAAAAAAUGUACAUGCACGAACAUGUAGAUCUGAAAUUGUCCCAAACAUACUCAAAUAAAUGCAUAAUCAUGGGGAAAUGAAAGAUAUAAGAACAAAUCUUUAAAUUUGAAAUAAAAAUUUAUCACAUACCUCAGUUAAAACAUAAUCUGAUAAAACUAACUGGGUUUGGGUAGUUUUAAGAAAUAAUAUAUGGGUCAUCCAGUUGUAUCUUACAUGUAGCUAGAAAGACUAGUUGUCUGUGCGUUUAGUUCAUCAAGUUAUUUUUUGUUACUCAAGACCUGCCAUCUUUUUUGAUGAAAGCCAAUGUGUUGUUUUUAAAGUAAACAUAUCAUUUAAUGCAACUUAGUUUUUGAAUUUAGGUUUAUUUAUCUAUCUACUUAACUCAAUGUGUAUGAAAUGCACAUCAUACAUUUUUGUGAGAUGUAUUCAUUUAUGUAUAUAUGCUGCUUUUGGUUGGGUCUAACUGUGCAAGUAAGUGUAUAUAAUAAUGCUAAGUUUUCAUACCAAUGAUAAAAAUCACGCUCUUUUGUGUAUAUGUAUACUGCAUUAUAUUGCAUUAUGUAGCUGCAAGCUUUAAUUGCAGAUGAUGGGAAGAUGAAUAAAAUGAAUUUGAAGAAUA
Molecule: messenger RNA, 31869 nt
Organism: Lingula anatina
Lineage: Eukaryota; Metazoa; Brachiopoda; Lingulata; Lingulida; Lingulidae
Product: microtubule-actin cross-linking factor 1
Biological process (GO): cytoplasmic microtubule organization; wound healing; intermediate filament cytoskeleton organization
Cellular component (GO): cytoplasm; cytoskeleton; intermediate filament
Molecular function (GO): microtubule binding; calcium ion binding; structural molecule activity
Source: RefSeq, a predicted model, not a curated record